Messenger RNA from Aspergillus oryzae RIB40, 1164 nucleotides. Its product is annotated as carbohydrate-binding module family 48 protein. The coding region runs from base 1 to 1164 and encodes 387 amino acids. The transcript has a single exon. NCBI's taxonomy places the organism in Eukaryota, Fungi, Ascomycota, Eurotiomycetes, Eurotiales, Aspergillaceae. The record is from RefSeq and is a predicted model, not a curated record.
AUGGCUGGCGUAGCCCCUGAUUCUACAACGGCUGCACUGGCUGGCGAAGUCCCCAAAGAGACUCGCAGGGAUAUCCUGGGCGACGCUGCCUUCUCGUCCACCGCUCCUGGAUCGACUACAGCAGAGCUCGCCAAACAUGCCCCUUUCGAGCAGCGAGCGAAUGUGCCUGGGACGUUCCCAGCGACCCCAGGAUCGGAAGUUGAGCAGUUCUCUGUGAAUCCUAUCCCUGCCUCGAGUGGCCUGGGCAACCCAAUCAAGCUAAAGCCAGGAGAGAAGGUGCCUGACCCGAGCACAUUCAAUACCAACACAAUCCACUCUACAGCCCGGACAGAUCAAGCCGGAUACGAAGCGAAUGCCAGCCAUCCAUUGACUGGGAGCCAAUCUAAAGACACCAGCGCAUUUGCUGUUCCCCCAGUCUCGAAUAAUAUGAUCCCUGAAUCUAGCCUUCCCAUGGGCCAGGCCAGUCAGGGUUCUUACGACCCUGCCACUAUUCAGUCCGCAGCGCCCACAUCUACUACUGCAGCUCUUGCCGGUGCUGUUCCCCUUGAAUCUCACAAAAGACAGACCGAUAGUGGUUCUGGUGCACCUGCGGGUGAUGUUCCGGAAGUGGUGAGGCACUCGAUGUCCGAGGCUCACGCAGAUCCUGAAGCAGCUGCUAUCAAGGAGGCUGUCGGAGAAAAGAAAGAGAUGGAGCAUGAGCUUCAGCAGAAAGUCCCGGUUGACGAAUCGAGAGGCACGCCAGCGCCCACUACUGGUGUCACUGCUGCAGCCACUGAAACUGCUCCCCAAGCGACCAUAUCACACCCUGAUUCGGCACAGCUAUCGCCGCGGGCGACAACCCCAACGACGAGGCCUGAUACGACUUCCGAAGCGGGGCCAACUGUCACGACUGGCCCUGAGACUACUAAGACAUCUGAGGUGUCGGGACCUGGUAGUGGCUCAGCUGCCGCAACGGCUGGUAAUACUGGAGCGAGUGCAACCAAGACUGCCGAGCCGACACAUCCUCAAAACACGAGCGUAGGGGGAACGAAUGGUCGGUCGAGUACUCCACCCAAGGACACGUCGCGCAAGGACUCAGGAUCUUCGAGUGGCACCCCAUCCCAGAAGAAAAAGAGGAACCGUGCCAGUGCGUUCUUCCAUAAGCUCAAGGAGAAACUCACCUGA